CUCUUUUUAAGAGAGAAGCCAGGACCCGGAGCAGCCACCCCUGAGCAGUGAGGUCUGUGCUGAGCUGCGGACCCAGACCCGGCUGCUGGAGUCAGGCCAACAUGAGUGAGAGACAAGCUGCUGGAGCGACCAACGGAAAAGACAAGACGUCGGGAGAAAACGAUGGGCAGAAGAAAGUUCAGGAAGAAUUUGACAUCGAUAUGGAUGCACCAGAGACAGAGCGUGCAGCCGUGGCUAUCCAGUCUCAGUUCAGAAAAUUCCAGAAGAAAAAGGCUGGCUCUCAGUCCUAGUGGGGGAGCCACUUCCUAGUCCACCCGAAGAUACCGAAUUCAACUAUAAUCCGUCAAGAAAUGAAAAGACCAACACCCUAGAGAAAAGUCAUCCACACAGAGCACACAUGCGCACUGCACAUUUGACAUGCAUGUACAGAGCCCAUAGUAUUUAUGCCCUUGUAGGCAGGUGUACACAAUGAAAUUGUGAGUAGCUCAACCCCUUUAUCUCCAUUACCUCCCUCUGCAACUAUUUUCCUUGAUGUUGUAAUAAAAAGGGCGUUAGAUGAGUGA
Nannospalax galili (Upper Galilee mountains blind mole rat) is the source of this 563-nucleotide messenger RNA. RefSeq names its product Purkinje cell protein 4 (gene Pcp4). Bases 102 to 290 code for a protein of 62 amino acids. Gene Ontology annotation, molecular function: calcium ion binding; calmodulin binding. The record is from RefSeq and is a predicted model, not a curated record. NCBI's taxonomy places the organism in Eukaryota, Metazoa, Chordata, Mammalia, Rodentia, Spalacidae. The transcript is spliced from 3 exons. Gene Ontology annotation, cellular component: cytoplasm.